Messenger RNA from Athene cunicularia (burrowing owl), 2145 nucleotides. RefSeq names its product deltex E3 ubiquitin ligase 1 (gene DTX1). Gene Ontology annotation, molecular function: zinc ion binding; ubiquitin protein ligase activity. NCBI's taxonomy places the organism in Eukaryota, Metazoa, Chordata, Aves, Strigiformes, Strigidae. The record is from RefSeq and is a predicted model, not a curated record. Gene Ontology annotation, biological process: protein ubiquitination; Notch signaling pathway. Bases 481 to 2145 code for a protein of 554 amino acids. The transcript is spliced from 9 exons. Gene Ontology annotation, cellular component: nucleoplasm.
CACCCCCUCAUUUGGCACCGGGGACAGCCGUGGAGCCACCGAGGAUAUAGGCUGAGCAGCAGGACACGAGGAGGAAGAGGAGGAGGGGGUGUUGGGGACAGCGCCGUGGUUGUUGUCCCCAGCAUUGUCUGCAGCCACUGGCCACACUUGAGCUGACACAGCCUGUGGGGUUCCUGGUGACUUUUUGGAGCCUGAGCCCUGCCAGCGCUGUGGGGAGGAGGAAGGGCCGAGGAGGACGUGCUGGGUGAUGGAUGGCCCCAGCCCAGCACAGCAGCCCCGGGGGAGCUGGACCAGGAGGCUCGAGGACCUUGGGGACCUGGCUGGCCGCGCCUGCCUCUGCAGAGCCCCGCAGCGUUUGCUCUGCUGAGCUCCGGAGCCCACAGCUGGCGGGAGCCAGGAGGAGGAUUUGGAGGGGUUCUGGGUGAACCCCACAUCUCUGUGCCGCGGCAUGGCGCGGGGCUGAGCCGCCAUCCCCCUGGCAUGGCACGGCCGGGCUCGGGGGCCAUGCUGGCCUCUGGUGGCCUGGGCUUCCCUCCCCAAAAUCUGGCCCGUGUGGUGGUGUGGGAGUGGCUGAACGAGCACGGGCGCUGGCGGCCCUACUCGGCUGCUGUUUGCCACCACAUCGAGAACGUGCUGAAGGAGGAUGCCCGUGGCAGCGUGGUGCUGGGCCAGGUUGACGUCCAGCUGGCGCCCUACAUCAUCGACCUCCAGUCCAUGCACCAGUUUCGGCAGGACACGGGAACCAUGCGCCCUGUACGGAGGAACUUCUAUGACCCAUCCUCAGCCCCGGGGAAGGGCAUCGUGUGGGAGUGGGAGAACGACAACAGCUCCUGGACACCCUACGACAUGGACAUCUGCAUCACCAUCCAGAAUGCCUACGAGAAGCAGCACCCUUGGCUGGACCUCUCCUCCCUGGGCUUCUGCUACCUCAUCUACUUCAGCAACAUGUCCCAAAUGAACCGGCAAACCCAGCGCAAGCGCCGGCUCCGGCGUCGUAUGGACCUGGCGUAUCCCCUCACCAUGGGCUCCAUCCCCAAGUCGCAGUCGUGGCCAGUGGGCGCCAGCACGGGGACACCCUGCUCCUGCCCGCAGUGCCUGCUGGUCAACAGCACCCGUGCUGCCUCCAACGCCAUCCUGGCUUCCCAGCGCCGAAAGCUCUACCCGGGUGCCGUCCGCCAGAGCAGCACCUUUGCUGGGGCAGCUUUAUGGCCGGCGGGGACAGGGACAGCGGCGGUGGCGGGUGGCACAGCCAAGGGCGAGGGGCUGCGGGUGCCUGGCGGCGCGUUUGCCCCCAGCCAGAGUGUGCCCAGCGGGGCGACGCUGCCGGGGCUCAACAACCUCAACCAGCCUGGCACGCAGCGGGGGGCCGGACUCGGCGCCCGUGCCACUGUCCCCCCGGGGGUACCAGCCCUCCCAGUCAAGAACCUGAACGGCACUGGCCCUGUCCAUCCCGCCCUCGCAGGGAUGACGGGCAUCCUGAUGUGCGCUGCCGGGCUGCCCGUCUGCCUGACCCGCGCCCCCAAACCCAUCCUGCACCCGCCGCCCGUCAGCAAGAGCGACAUCAAACCCGUACCUGGGGUCAACGGCAUCUGCAGGAAAACCAAAAAGAAGCAUCUCAAAAAGAGCAAGACCCCCGAGGAUGUGGUGCGCCGCUACAUCCAGAAGGUGAAGAGCCCCCCGGAUGAGGAUUGCACCAUCUGCAUGGAGCGACUGGUCACCUCCUCCGGCUACGAGGGCGUCCUCAGCCACAGGGGCAUCAAGCCGGAGCUGGUGGGCAAGCUGGGCAAGUGCGGGCACAUGUACCACCUCCUCUGCCUCCUGGCCAUGUACAACAACGGCAACAAGGACGGCAGCCUGCAGUGCCCCACCUGUAAGGCCAUUUAUGGGGAGAAGACGGGCACGCAGCCCCCUGGGAAGAUGGAGUUUCACCUCAUCCCCCACUCCCUCCCGGGUUACACCGACUCCAAAACCAUCCGGAUCGUCUACGACAUCCCCACCGGCAUCCAGGGCCCAGAGCACCCCAAUCCCGGCAAGAAGUUCACAGCACGCGGCUUCCCACGGCACUGCUACCUGCCCGACAAUGAGAAGGGCAGGAAGAGAGGGGAUGAAAUCAAAGGAGAAGGGAUGGGAUGUGAUGGGAUGUGA